AUGGCGCAUCGAGAUAGAGCUUCAACGGUAUCUGGUAUCGACUUCCUGAGGACCUUGUCAUGUGAGGAGCUUCUCGGGUCUGGACUUCCAAAAGAACCUCAGCGAAGCUCCGGGACACCUACGGACUUUGAGUUACCUGGAUCCACCAAGGUGCCUGACAUUGCCUACAUAUUCCACACUUCAGGCACUUCAUCAGGUCUUCCAAAGCCCAUCCCUCAAAGCCAACUCGGCGUCGUUGGGGUGCUACCAGUAUUUCCCGGCGAGAACAAGCCUGCCACGUUCUCAACCACACCACUCUAUCACGGAGGCUUGGCAGAUUGUAUGAGAGCCUGGACGAGCGGGGCUAUGAUUUGGUUGUUUCCUGAAGGACAGGCUCCUAUCACAGGAGCCAAUAUCUUGAAGGCCAUCAACUUUGCUCGCAACAAAGACGCCGCUCCCAUCAAGUACUUUUCGUCAGUGCCGUACGUUCUUCAGAUGCUUGCUGAGGAAGCCCAAGGCAUUCAAGUCCUGAAAUCAAUGGAUCUGGCCGGUGUUGGGGGCGCCGCUCUACCUUCCACCGUGGGCGACAAGCUCGUUAAUGCAGGGGUGAAUCUCCUGUCGCGAAUGGGAAGCGCUGAGUGUGGGUUCCUCAUGUCCUCGCAUCGGGAUUACACCAAGGACAAAGAAUGGCAGUUCCUCCGGGCCAUCAAUGACACUCAACUUUUGGAAUUUGAACCUCGAGAAAACGGGCUCUCGGAACUCGUGGUGAAGCCCGGAUGGCCGUUCAAAGUCAAGACGAAUCGAGAGGAUGGCUCCUACGCUACCUCGGAUCUCUUCGAGCCCCACCCCUCCAAGCCAAAUGCAUGGCGGUACCACAGCAGGGCUGAUGCUCAGAUCACACUUGCAACUGGUAAAAAGUUUGAUCCCUCGCCAAUGGAAGGUAGCAUCUUAGCCUCGGCGAAUCUGCUACAAGACGUGCUCGUAUUCGGGAGCGGACGAGACUACACCGGUGCUCUCUUGUUCCCUGAUUCGAAUAAAGUCCCUCAGAAGAAGGUCAUUGACUCUGUUUGGCCGUAUAUCGAGCAGAUGAACAUCGCCAGCCAAAGUCACGCUCGCAUCACCAAGCCUAUGCUGUUGGUCGUGCCCGUUCGCGACGGCGAACAGCCGCUUGAAAAGAGCAGCAAGGGUACAAUCCUCCGACGCCAAGCUGAGGAGAGAUAUGCAAAGGAGAUUGAGCUGGCUUACAAACUCAGCUCUAAUCUAUCAGCCUUCGGUCAGGUCGUAGACGAACAGCUGGCGGAAACAGUUUCGGGAUGUUUUUUGCGAGUUCUGGGUCGGAAGCCUAAUCCUGAUCAAGAUCUCUAUCGUCAAGGUGUCGACUCCAUCGCUUGCAUCCAGAUACGAAAGCUCAUCGAGUCUAAUUGUCUAUCUCCGGGUAUGACCCUACCCAUGAACGUCAUUUACGACCAAAGUACCAUCACUGCACUGGUGGAAUACUUAAGACGUGUUCGGGGUGGGCACAAACUCGAAGAGCGAAACGGAGAAGAAACGCGGCUACAGUCCAUGCAUGAGCUUGCUAAAAAGUAUGGCUCUUUUGGAGAUGUCGAAAUAAAGCCUCGCGUAUGGCAGGGCAAUUCUGUUGUCCUUACAGGAGCCACUGGAUUUCUGGGAGCUCACAUGCUACACCUCCUUCAACAUGAUGCUCGAGUCGACAAAGUCUUUUGCCUUCUCAGAGCUAAAUGUCCACAAUCUGCCCAUGAAAGGGUUUCCAAGGCCCUUAUCGACCGUGGCAUGCCUGGCUUGGAGAACUUCGAAGAAUCGGAGACCAAUGACGACAAGAUCGUUUGCCUACCGUGCAAUCUAUCGAGCGAGGAUCUUGGGUUAUCAGAGGAACGAAGACAGCUCAUCAUGGAUGAAACCGCCAUCAUCAUCCACUCAGCUUGGGCAGUCAACUUCAAUCUCCAGCUCAACUCAUUCGAAGAUCAGAUUGCCGCAACGCAGAACCUCCUCAAGCUAGCAGCUGUAGCUCAGGCACGAUUAAUAUUUGUCAGCUCAAUAGCGGCGGUUAGCAAUUCGGCUUCUACUCCUGUACUGGAGAAGAUCUCUCAAGACCCCUCUGAAGCUUCACCGAUGGGCUACUCUCGUUCAAAGUGGGUUGCUGAACAGGUUUGCGAGUCUGCAAACAAGCAAUUUACGAGUGAGGAAGACAAUCUCGCCACGGUUGUCCGCAUCGGUCAGUUGUGCAGCAAUGAUGCUGGUAUCUGGAACGCAAGCGAAGCGUAUCCUCUCUUGCUGUCAACGGCACGCGUAGCUGGGUGCUUGCCCGACAUCCUACAUGAAACCCUCAAUUGGCUACCCGUAGAACAGGCUGCCCAGUCGAUCAUGGAGAUUGCCUUUCCUGGUCAUGUUACGGAACCGGAAAACAGUAAAUCACUGUCAACCACGGAAACCCGGGUCUAUCAUGUCUUAAACCCACACAGCAGCCCUUCUUGGAGUCAGAUGCUGAAAUGCAUAUCAGGCAAUGAGAGGGAAUCUACCUUUGAGAUUGUAGCUCCUCGACAGUGGAUGAGCCGGUUGGAAGAAGCGUUGAAGGAAAGAGAGGGCAAUCAUCUGUCCCAGGCUCUGCUAGCGCUGUGGAAACAGAACUAUUGCCAAGGUGAGGGCCAUGAGUGCAAGGUCGGAGAACCCCAGCCGGUUCCUGUAUUUGACCUGUCUCACACGCAGCAAGUCUCUGCAGCAAUGCGAGAGGUGAAGCCAUUGGACCGUGAGCAAGUUCUGAAGAUGUGGAAGUGGGUGUGCGAGGCAAUCAAACCCUAG
Messenger RNA from Fusarium vanettenii 77-13-4, 2796 nucleotides. RefSeq lists its product as uncharacterized. The record is from RefSeq and is a predicted model, not a curated record. Bases 1 to 2796 code for a protein of 931 amino acids. Lineage: Eukaryota; Fungi; Ascomycota; Sordariomycetes; Hypocreales; Nectriaceae. Gene Ontology annotation, molecular function: phosphopantetheine binding. The transcript has a single exon.